This is a messenger RNA of Mastomys coucha (southern multimammate mouse), 4547 nucleotides long. It is a transcript of the gene Iqce, whose product is annotated as IQ motif containing E. The record is from RefSeq and is a predicted model, not a curated record. The transcript has 24 exons. The coding region runs from base 150 to 2666 and encodes 838 amino acids. Gene Ontology annotation, molecular function: protein binding. NCBI's taxonomy places the organism in Eukaryota, Metazoa, Chordata, Mammalia, Rodentia, Muridae.
CGUGCACACGAUCCGUCCGGCUCCGGAGGAAGGACCACAUCCGGGGCCUUGUGGCCGCGGCACGGUUGCCAUGGUACCAGGGCGGCUGGCAGGCCUCCCAAGCUGAGGGCCGAGCUCGCAGGACAGGGAGACCGCGCAGCGCUGCCGCUAUGAGCCUGGGCACCACAGAUCUAGCCUCGGAGACGGGAGAUGACAGUCUGUCUGCUAUUACCUUUGAUUCUGACGUUGAGUCGAAAACAAAAAGAAAAAGUUUCCACAAACCUCCUUCCACAUCACCAAAGUCACCCUACUACUCCAAGCCCAAAAAAGUGACCUCCUGGCGGUCUCUGAAGACAGCAGGGAGCAUGCCUCUGAGUAGCAGGAUGUCCUUGACCCCACAGAAGCUGUGGCUGGGAACCUCAAAACAGGGCUUGCUGGCAUCCUUAAAGCCCUGGAGCUUGAAGAAACAGAACUUGCCAGACCGUAUACUUGUACCUGUCCUGUUAAACCCAUGCACAUUCAAACCAGGAAGUGUGACCCAACCCCCGAGCUCCAUGCUUACCUCGGAGCACACGUGGACCCAACCCCCCAGCUGCACUCCCGACUACCUGACAGAAGCCAUGAGAGCGAAGAGGGCAGACCUCAGGCGUUCCGGCAGCCAUGGUCACGUCUCUGGGACUUCUGUCUACAGAGAGAAAGAGGACAUGUACGACGAAAUCAUCGAGUUGAAGAAGUCCUUACAUAUGCAGAAAAGUGAUGUGGAUCUGAUGAGAACAAAACUUCGACGCUUAGAAGAGGAGAACAGCAGAAAGGAUCGGCAGAUAGAACAGCUUCUGGAUCCAGGUCGAGGCCCAGACUUCGUGCGAACCUUGGCAGAGAAGAAGCCUGACACGGGCUGGGUCAUCACUGGGCUCAAGCAAAGGAUCUUCAGGCUGGAGCAGCAAUGCAAGGAGAAGGACAACACUAUCAACAAACUGCAGACGGACAUGAAGACCACCAACCUGGAAGAGAUGCGCAUUGCCAUGGAAACAUACUACGAAGAGAUCCAUCGUCUGCAGACCCUUCUGGCAAGUUCUGAAGCCACAGGAAAGAAGCCCAUAGUGGAGAAGAAGCUGGGUGUGAAGAGGCAGAAGAAGAUGAGCAGUGCCCUGCUGAACUUAACCCGGAGUGUGCAGGAGCUGACGGAGGAGAACCAGAGCUUGAAGGAGGACCUGGACCGAAUGCUCAGCAAUUCCCCCACCAUCUCCAAAAUAAAGGGUUACGUAGACUGGAGCAAGCCCCGGCUGCUGAGACGCAUCGCAGAGCUGGAGAAGAAAGUGAGUGCCUCAGAAAGCCCAAAGCAGUCUACUUCAGAGGUGGUCAAGCCGAACCCCCUGGUCCGCUCCCCAUCCAACAUCUCAGUGCAGAAGCCGCUGAAAGAGGACCAGUCCAAAGAGGACCAACCCAAAGUGGAUCUGUCUGAGGACCAAGAGCGUCUCCAAGGAACUGUGAAGAGCCUGAAAGAGGAGCUAAGCGCACUGCAGGAGCAGCUGCUGGAGAAAGACCUGGAGAUGAAGCAGCUGCUACAGUCCAAGAUCAACCUGGAGAAGGAGCUGGAGACGGCAAGGGAAGGCGAGAAGGAGAGACAGGAGCAGGAGCAGGCUUUGAGGGAGGAAAUAGAAGCACUCACCAAAAAGUGUCAAGAACUGGAAGAAGCUAAGAGACAAGAGAGAAACUCCUUAAUAGCAGUGACUUGUGAGGCUCACCCAGAGCUCCAUGCCCCCUCACCCUCCAGCAAGCACUCCGAGCCACACUCCGACAACAGUGCUGGUGAAGAGGGUGGCUCCCAACCCCCUGCCCCAUGCUCUGAAGAGAGGAGAGAGGCUGCCAUCAGGACCCUGCAGGCCCAGUGGAAGGCCCACAGGCACAAGAAAAGAAAAGCAGCUUUGGAUGAGGCAGCAACUGUGCUCCAGGCGGCCUUCAGGGGACACCUAGCUCGUUUGAAGCUUGUACGCAGCAGAGCCCCAGUCUCCAGGUCUCCCAGCCCUCUUAACCAGAGCUCUCCUACACCCCGUGUCCCAAGCCCCAUCUCCCGGGAUGAAGACAACCCAAUACAAGAGGAGGCCAUCAUCAUCAUCCAGUCCAUCCUUCGUGGAUACCUGGCCCAGGCCAGGUUCAUUGCCAACUGCUGCCGAGGGAUUGCUGUGUCCUCUCAGAGGGAAGCUGUUUCAGUGACACCCUCAGAAUCCGCCUCCCCACCCUCCCUCACACAUUCUCCCGAAUGGGGUCCAUCAGGAAAGGACAGCGAGGUGAGCAGUGCGGAGGCUGCUGAGGACGAAGAUGAGGCAGAGGAACCGCCUGACCUGCAGCUCUCAGCAGGAGCAAUAAGCGGGGAGCUCUAUGCCUCAGAGGAGCUGAGGGAGACCUCUGCAUCUGAGCCUGCCCCCUCCAUCCCUGACUCUGCCCAAGGUGGCCAUGGGGACUGCCCAUCCUCAUCCAGUCUAGAGGCUGUGCUCAGUGUGAAGGAUGCCCUGUGUGAGGAAAGGAGCAGCAGCACAGCAAGUGCAGGGCCAUCCCUGGCUGAACCCUCUCCCCCAGGACUGCAGCCCUUGUCACCACCACCUGUGGAGGACGUCUGCUCAGACGACUCAGAUGACAUUAUCUUUUCGCCAUUUCUGCCCAGGAAGAAAAGCCCCUCCCCGUUCUAGGACUCCAGCCAGUGCCUCCAGGUGAGGUGGCUGAGGGACAAGUUAGAGGACUCUGAAUUUGAGAAGAUGACUCUCUUGCUAGGGAAGAGCCCUGCCUCGCUCGGGAACACCUCAGCCAUCCAUUUUCUUAUGAGUUGUGCCUGUGCCUUGGAGGGAUGCUGGUGGCUCUGUGCUGUCCAGGGAUGGAGGGAGGGAGGGUGGCCAUCUCCCACUUCCGUUUCCGGCUUCAGCCCUUGUGUUUCCAGUGCCGGAAGAUAAUGUCCACUCCAAGUGAGGGCAGCAUGGAGUCCUGCAAAGAUGAGAACUCUAGAAAAGUCUACUACCUGCCCUUAACCUUGACACUGUCAGCGGCCAUGUUGGCCUAGCCUUCCUGGUCCACUGCUGCCCAAUGCCUUACCAGGUGCUAUAGUUAAGUCUCCCGUACCCACAGCGGGGUGCAGUCAUAGGAGAGCCAGCAAGAAGCUAUGGACAUCAGGGUCCCCCACUGAGUUCCUGUCCCUUGGGCUCCUUGUUCCUCCUGUUCUUAUCCCCCACCACCUCCAUCCCCCCACCCCAGGAGGAUGAACUCUGGGAAAAGUACCAGGCAGCGUCAACACAGCGUGGCAUUGCUGCUAUUAUAAAGCAGCCUGAGGAUGGCUCAGCUCAUCCAGACACAAGGCAGACAGCAGGGCCAGGAGGCAGCCCAUUGUCCCAAAGGAGAUAUAUCUCAGGGAAGGACAAAGUCCAGUACUGCCCUGUUAGGUGUGCAGAGGCACCUGCAGGCCAACAGUGCCAUCUGGCCCACUCGGCAGCUUGAGGUGUUGGUCCCUUGUCCGUGCAAUUAGCUCCUAGCAGUGGGUGAGAAUGAGGGACUUUGGGCUUGGACAGGGUUUUAGGAUUAUCCAGGCUCCAUGUAGCUUAGGCCUGCUGCUCAAGUGUCCCCUUCAGAGUACCAUCACUGGAGAUGCAACUUUCUUGUCCCAUAGGACUGAGAUUUGUCUCAGGAAAAACCUAAUGUUAUAAGGCUCCUACUUGGACUAGACCAGUGGGGAUACCCAAAGAGGUUUGCUUUGGGGGACCGUUUAGUUCCUGGCAUCCUUCUCCGCAAAACACCUGCUUGAUAUGGUACACAGCAUGCCGGGCAUGGGACGCUCAGAAGUGAGCUGGGCUUGGCAGUUAGACCAGGAAGAGGGGGCCCAGCUUUGUCUACCUGCUCCUGGAAGGUUUAAGUACCCCUAAUACUCUGAUGGGACCAGGGACAGCUGCCUAGCCAUUUUUCUCCACCAGGGGGCAAAAAAACCCAACUCAGCCAGGACCCUGGCUGUCUCAUUUGGCCUGUCAGCCGCCUGCCAAGUUAGUUUCUCAGUGAACUGAUGGUAACUUUACUCAUGGCAGCCGACUGGAGCCCUCUGUAGAUCUGCUUCCUUGUCAGAACUUGGCUGUGUUCCCUAUGAUUGAUGCCACCGCUUGAGGCUUCAGACCCCACCCACUAAGGCACAAGAAGACAGCGGCUACAGGGGGUCCACUACCGACACUCUGUCCCCUCCCUAAUUUAAUGGCAACCAUUUGUGCAUUGAGUGUUGCAAGUGAGGGAGCAGUCAUGAGUUCAGGGUGGGGUGUUUCACCUUCACCUGGGGGGGUGCUCCACCUCAGGAAAAGGGACUAUGCAAGAUGUCACCCCAGCUGCAGGGCAGGUUCUAUAUAUCUUAGGGCCAACCUAUACACCCAGCCUGGCCAAUGGAGAGUGAGGUCUGAUCAGCCCUCUGCACUUGGGUUUUCUAAGAACACACCUCCAAAAAACAGGAAAGCUGUAACCCUCCUGUCCUUUGGUGUAGCAGCUAAUCUAUUAAAGGCAAAGCCUGUCUUGAAGUUGCCCCAGUAAAUUAGGGUGCCUUGAAGCCU